AAAAGUAAUUAGCAUACAUGAGGAGAGGAGAAGUUGGCGACACGCUCGGGAGCGGAGAGGAGACUUCCAGGCGGAAAGUUUGCAGGGACGCGGCCGCUUCCGCCCGCCGCGUCGCUGGUCGUCCACUUCCUGCCUCUCCGCGGCCGCUUCCUGGCGAGAUGGAGGUGAACGCAGAUGAGAAACGACAUCGCACUCGCUCCAAAGGUAUCCGGGUGCCUGUGGAACCGGCGAUACAAGAGCUCUUCAGUUGCCCGACGCCAGGCUGCGAUGGGAGUGGGCACGUCAGUGGCAAGUACGCGCGGCACCGAAGUGUCUAUGGCUGCCCGUUAGCCAAAAAGAGGAAGACACAGGAGAGAUUGCCUCAGGGUCCUCCGACCAAGAAAAAGCCCUUCCUGGCUCGCGUGGACAACUCCUCGAUGGACGAGUGCUACGAGAGUGACGGUACAGAGGAGAUGGACGAAAAGGAAGAAGAGGAGGAGGAUGAGGACGAUGAAGAAGAGGAGGAGGAGGAGGAGGAGUACUCGGAGGACAAUGAGGAGCACGGCGAGCCAGAGGAGGGUGAGGAGGAGAGGGGGGAAGGGGAGGAGGUAGAACAGGAGGAGGGGGUGGAGGAAGAGGAAGAGGAAGCAGAGGAAGGGGAUGAGGAAGAGGAAGGAGAUGAAGAAGAGGAGGAUGAGGAAGAGGAAGAUUAUGAAGAACAUAGUCAGUAUCAAGAGGAUGCCCAGGCAAGUUGCAUCUACUCAAAGACUGGGAAUACCAUGGAGAAGGACGACAACAACAACGAAGAGUAUGAGAACUACGACGAGCUGGUGGCCAAGUCCCUGCUGAACCUGGGCAAGAUUGCAGAGGACGCAGCCUACCGCGCCAUGACCGAGUCGGAGAUGAACAGCAGCUCCUCCAACAGCGCCGAGGAGGAGGAUGACGACGAGGCGGAGAGGGGCACGAGAAAGGGCGAGUUGAGCCUGGACGUGGACAGUGAUGUCGUUCGGGAAACGGUAGACUCCCUUAAGCUGUUGGCGCAGGGGCAUGGCGCCAUGCUAUCUGAGAACCUCAAUGGGAGAGGCUAUGCAGACAGCACACUGGAUGGUGUGGAUGGGGGAGGAGCCUUGCACGGCAAGCCUACCAGCAAUGGACAGGCGGAGGAGAGCGAGGAGGAGGUGUGUCUUAGCAGUCUGGAGUGCCUCCGGAACCAGUGCUUUGACCUGGCGCGCAAACUGAGCGAGACACAGCCUGCCGAGCACCCCGGGCACACAUCGAACCCGCAGCCAGCCCCACAUCAACAGUCUGGCUAUGUCGACUGCCAUCAGGGGCAAGAGGAUCGCCGUGCUGCGGAGCGCAGCUACUCAGACAUGGUCAACCUGAUGAAGCUGGAAGAGCAGCUGAGCCCUGGGUCCAAAACUUUCUCCAGCUGCGCCAGGGAGGAUGGUUACCAUGACGAGGACGCCACUUCGGUGGCCUCGGACCGCUCCGAGGAGGUCUUCGACAUGACUAAGGGCAACCUGUCCCUGCUGGAGAAAGCCAUUGCCCUUGAGUCAGAGCGGGCCAAGGCCAUGCGGGACCGGAUGGCCACAGAGGCGUCCCGGCAUGAGCGGGACGUUCUAAGGAUGCAGGAGGACAGCGGCUCCAGACCCAGCUGUGCCGAGGAGCGCAAGGCACGGUUGCACGAUGGCAUGAAGAAGCCGUACUACCCUAAAGAUUCUUUGCGGGCGGAAAAGAAGGAGAGCCGGUGCCCCACACCUGGGUGCGACGGGACGGGUCAUGUGACUGGGCUAUACCCCCACCACCGGAGCUUGUCGGGGUGUCCCCACAAAGACAGGGUACCGCCAGAAAUUCUUGCAAUGUAUGAGAAUGUUCUUAAGUGUCCCACACCCGGCUGCACGGGACGCGGUCAUGUCAAUAGCAACAGGAACUCCCAUCGCAGCCUCUCCGGGUGUCCCAUCGCUGCUGCUGAAAAGCUGGCCAAGGCUCAGGAGAAGCACCAAACCUGUGAUGGCAGCAAGUCCAACCAGGCGUCCGAUCGCGUGCUGAGGCCGAUGUGCUUCGUGAAACAGCUGGAGAUCCCACAGUACGGCUACAAGAACAACGUGUCUACCACCACCCCUCGCUCAAACCUGGCCAAGGAGCUGGAGAAGUACUCCAAGACCAGCUUCGACUACAGCUCGGGCUACGACAGCAACCACAUCUACGGCAAGCGAGCCAUCGCGCCCAAAGUCCAGGGCCGGGACUCGUCCCCCAAGGGAUACGAUGCCAAGCGUUACUGUAAGAACUUGAGCCCGGCCAGCAGCACCACCAGCAGCUACGCCCCCAGCAGCAGCAGCAGCAGCAUCAGCUGCGGGGGAGGUGGAGGCGGCAGCAGCGCCAGCAGCACCUGCAGCAAGAGCAGCUUCGACUACACGCACGACAUGGAGGCCGCGCACAUGGCCGCCACCGCCAUCCUCAACCUGUCCACGCGCUGCCGCGAGUUGCCCCAGGGCCUGGCCAAUAAGCCACAGGACCUCUGCUCACGGAACCCCGACAUCGAGGUGGAUGAGAAUGGCACGCUAGACCUUAGCAUGAACAAGCAGCGCGGGGGCGAGCGUGACGGCUGUGCGGUGCUGACGCCGCUGGAGCCCAUGUCCCCGCAGAGGCAGGCCCUGCUCAGCAGCCGCUGCUACCAGAUGGGCGAGGCCGACUGCUGGGACCUGCCUGUUGACUACACCAAAAUCAAGCGCAUCGAUGAGGACGACCCCAAGGAGGCAGACGAUCUGGAUCCCUUCCACGACAUCCUGGAGGACCGGCAGUACCCGGGAGACGUCCAAGUGCCCAGCCCCAAGUCCAAAUACGCCCCUUGCAAGGAAAGCAAAAAGGACCUGAUAACUCUUUCUGGCUGUCCUUUAGCUGACAAAAGCAUUCGAAGUAUGAUGGCCACCAACUCGCAAGAGCUCAAGUGCCCAACGCCAGGGUGCGAUGGUUCGGGACACAUCACCGGGAAUUACGCCUCGCACAGAAGUCUAUCAGGGUGCCCGAGAGCGAGAAAGAGUGGGAUAAAAAUAACGCACAGUAAAGAGGAUAAAGAGGACCAAGAGCCCAUCAGGUGUCCUGUCCCUGGCUGCGAUGGGCAGGGUCACGUGACGGGGAAGUAUGCAUCUCACCGAAGUGCAUCAGGCUGCCCCCUGGCGGCCAAACGACAGAAGGACGGUUACAUGAAUGGCUCCCAGUUCACGUGGAAGUCCGGGAAGACGGACGGCAUGUCCUGCCCGACCCCGGGUUGUGACGGGUCGGGACACGUUAGUGGGAGCUUCCUAACACACAGGAGUCUGUCAGGCUGCCCCCGUGCGACUUCGGCCAUGAAGAAGGCCAGGAUGUCGGGCGUGGAGAUGCUAACAGUAAAGCAGCGGGCCAGCAACGGUAUAGAAAAUGAUGAAGAAAUUAAACAGUUGGACGAAGAAAUCAAAGAUUUAAAUGAAUCUAAUUCACAAGUGGAAGCAGAUAUGAUUAAACUUAGAACACAGAUUACCACAAUGGAGUCUAAUCUGAAGUCAAUAGAGGAAGAAAACAAGGUGAUUGAACAGCAAAAUGAGUCUCUCCUGCAUGAGCUGGCAACCCUCAGCCAGUCACUGAUAAACAGUUUAGCUAAUAUCCAGCUGCCACAUAUGAAACCAUCGCCACACAAAGAAGCUUCCCUUAGAAAUAACAGCUGUUUACAGUUGCAUCAGAGAGAGCCGAUAAAUGAGCAAAACUUUGACGCUUAUGUGACCACGCUGACAGACAUGUAUACGAACCAGGAUCAGUACCAGAGUCCCGAGAACAAGGCGCUGCUGGAGAACAUAAAACAAGCAGUGCAGGGAAUCCAGGUGUAGCCACGGCAACUGUGGCAAAAGCACUCCUCCAUGGAAGGCAGACGACAGACACACAAACGAGAAAUCACUAACAGUUAGACAAGGGGAAUGCCUCGUGGUUUGCUGCUGUAAUUUAUCAGACAGUAUUAAAGGUUCAUUUCCGUUAUUUAAAAAUACUAAAGUGUUAUGCUUUCAAAACUUCAUAAUGAUUUUUUUUUUGUCUUGUUUUAAAAAAUAGUUAACGGCAGACUAGUUUUUGAAAACAUUCACAUUUUGUACGUUUUCAUAUGAGCUGACCUAGUGCGAUGUAAUCUUUAUAGCUGCUACCGGAUGCACAUUUUUAGUGUAUAUAUCUGAACAGUAGGCCGAGAAAUACAAGACAGAUUCUUCUUAAUGCUUUGAUGAAGCAUUUUAGACUGGAGCUAAGAUGGAAGGUAGGUGAAAGAAAACAGACAGGAGAAAAUGAAGCUGGAGACCAGUUUUUAACAAUCUUUUUUCCUUGGAUGAUUUUAUGAGAUUUUAAAAAGAUGUUUUGUGCGCAGAUUGUCAAAUAGCGAGACUUGGUUGUAAAUUGCUUUAUUUUUUAACAAUGCUUGAAAAAAAUCUUUGUCUUUUGUUUAAAAUGGUUGGUAGUCGCAGGUGGGGGCAUUUAAAGAUGGUAGGCGAUGUAUAUGAAAAGUAACUGACUAGAUGUAUGAAUGUUACAGUUUUAUUGUAAACAUCAUGACACGGAAACUUAAUGGUGGCAAUCCCAGAAUCUAGAAAGGACUAUUUUCUGAUGUUUAAAACAAAAAAAAGGAAAAAAGAAAAAAAAAACACUUAACAUUCUGUGUUGUUAGAUUCCCAUCGUCAUUCAGUCAACAACUAUGUGAUGUUCAAUGGCAAUAGAAAAAUCUAGGUGUCAUGCUGACAUUAGAAUCAGUUCUUUUCAAUCUUGAAACUUCAGUAGCUAGAAUCGGACAAUGUUUCAGCAAUAUAUAAAGACUAAAUCACAUAUUUAUAGAUGUGGGAUGCAAUCUACAUAAACAGUUUGGGUAUAUGCAAUUUCUUAUUUAUAAACAUAGUGGAAAACUAAUGAAUCUUUUUACUAUAUGUAAAAUAUUAAUUUUUAUAUAAAUCUUUUAAUACAAAAAAAACAUUUUAAAAAAAUGAGACGUGGACAUUGAGUUAAAUGAAAGAACCUUUAUGAUUUGAUUUCCUUUAUGUAAUUUUGCACAGGAUCACCUUCGUUUCCAUGUUUUGAUGUUUUUACAGAAACUAAAGCAGUACGUGAGAGCCUAACAUGAGGAAAAGGGGUUUUGUAAAGAAACAAAAAAUUAUAUAUAGCUAUAGUUUAUGAACGCGGGACUAACAGGGUCACUGUCCCCAAAUUCGUGCCAGAAGAAUAUUUGCACUUGUCCAAUAGAUAUAAUCCUAACGUGUGGAGGUGUGCGAUUCGCAGGUGUCCGCAUGGCACACGACCGGAACAGUAGGAGACACUGUAGGUAAUCAAGAAGAACCACUGAUGGAUACUACAGGGAUUUUGAAUCGAAAUAUUAUGAAAAUAAUAAUAAUGGUACCAGUAAUAAUAUGAACUAUAAACCAUUGUUUUUCGUCAUUUUGGUUUGUAUUACGAACAAGGAGAAAUCAGCCCAGCAGCACUUUAUAUCUAAUCACUGUACAAAAUCAUUAAAUGGUAAAUAAUGGGGAAAAAAAAAAAGAUUUAAAAAAGGAAAAAAAAAAUAAAAGACUCCAGUUUCCCUAACAAAAUCUAUGGCUGGGAAAUGAACUCUGUAGUGAACUCUGGGGUUAUACAGAAUCAAGUCUGUGUGGCCCCCACUUUCUGUUGUGCUAUUGGUUGUAGCUACCAUGUUCAGAAUUGCCUUUUUGAGAGCUAACGCAAAGGUGCUUGUCCUUCACCAGAUCUCACGUAUUGUACUUUCUGCCAUCUUAUAGGGUCCCAUUCCUCCAUGACAGCAUUAGCCCUUUUUCCACAGCAUUGUGUCUGCAGCUUUUUGCCAGUAUAGUAAUGCUUUCAGUAGAGUAAUAGCUAGUAUCAGUUUUUGAAUUAAUUAUCGUUAUCAGUACAAUGGAAAGGGAAUUUAAGCACAAACUUGCUGCUCAUCUACUGUUGGUACAUAAUAUCAAAUUUUAAAAAAGUUAACUAUCUGUGACUAUUUACAUACGGAACACAAAAGGUGUCACAUAUUAGACUGAAUUUUCAUAUAAAUUAUUGUGAAUUCAUCAGAGUUUAUUUAUCCUAACUUCUUCAUUUUGAAGUUGAUUUAAGUAAUCAUUAAUGAAAACAGGAUUUUGUAUAAACUAUUGUGCUCUCUGUGGAACUGAAGUUUAAUUUAUUUUUGUACAACACAGCAUGGAUUUGUUGACAUUUUAAUUUUGCUAUAAAUGUGUGAGAUCACAAGUUGCUGUGAUAUUUCAUUUUUAAAUUGUGAACUUUGUACAAUUUUUGUCAUGCUGGAUGUUGACACAUCUUACUCUGAAUAAAGAAAAAAUUGUGUUGCCACAUA
Brienomyrus brachyistius is the source of this 6325-nucleotide messenger RNA. It is a transcript of the gene myt1lb, whose product is annotated as myelin transcription factor 1-like, b. Gene Ontology annotation, molecular function: RNA polymerase II cis-regulatory region sequence-specific DNA binding; DNA-binding transcription factor activity, RNA polymerase II-specific; zinc ion binding. Gene Ontology annotation, biological process: regulation of transcription by RNA polymerase II. The record is from RefSeq and is a predicted model, not a curated record. NCBI's taxonomy places the organism in Eukaryota, Metazoa, Chordata, Actinopteri, Osteoglossiformes, Mormyridae. The transcript has 22 exons. The coding region runs from base 18 to 3839 and encodes 1273 amino acids. Gene Ontology annotation, cellular component: nucleus.